CAAGGCAGCGGGAGGCCCAGGGGGAUAGUCCCCUCUGCUGCAUUCCUGCCUGACCUGACCCCAGCUCAGCCGCCAACAUGUGCAAAGGCCUUGCGGCUCUGCCGCACUCAUGCCUGGAAAGGGCCAAGGAGAUCAAGAUCAAGUUGGGAACACUGCUGCAGAAGCCGGAGGCAGCCCCCGAGCUGGUCAUCCCCUACAAUGAGAAGUUGGACAAGCCUGCCAAGGCCCAGAAGCCAUCUCCUGACGAGGUCCUGCAGUGGCGUGACUCACUGGACAAGGUCCUGCACAACAGCUAUGGACUGGCCAGUUUCCGCAGCUUCCUGAAGUCGGAAUUCAGUGAGGAGAAUCUGGAGUUCUGGGUGGCAUGUGAGGAUUACAAGAGGACUCAGAGUGCUCCCAAGAGGGCCCAGAAGGCCCGGCGCAUCUACGAGGAGUUUAUCCGUGCUGAGGCCCCAAGAGAGGUCAAUAUCGACCACUUCACCAAGGGCCUCACCAUGAAGAACCUGGUGGAGCCUUCGAUAACCAGCUUUGAUGUGGCGCAGAAACGUAUCCACGCCCUAAUGGAGAAGGACUCGCUGCCACGCUACCUGCGCUCCUACUUCUACCAGGAUCUGCUCAAGUAACACAGUCAGGGCCUGAGUCCUCCCCUGCCACUGCCGCCACUAAACCCAAUCGCCCUGCCCUACAGGAGUGCCCAAAAAGAAUCACUUUUUCUCUCUCUUCCUCCCAUUCCUUCUCCAAGUCCCUCCUUCCCACCCUCCUGGCCUGCCUUUGUCAGGGAAAAUUCUGCCGGUUGGGAUGAGUUGGAGCCAUGGAACGUUCCUUGGUUGUAGUUCCUGGGCCUCCAGGGGAUUGUUCUAGAAAGGGCCAACCUCCCCCGCCCCACCCUGUGGAUAUCAGUGUUUCUGAUACAUUGAGUUCAUGUGUCUCAGUUCUGAUUUCAUUGCAGGUGUGAAAAAUGGGGAGUUUUCAUAGGUGGCCACAGUUUCUUUUUCCAAACAGAAAAGUUGCCUAAAACACUGUUCCAUGAUGCCCAGAGUGGCCCCAUGUCUAGUGGGAGAUCGGGGUUGAGAUGCAAAGCAUCACCCCCCCACCCAACUGCCACUCUUUAGAGGUGCAGUCUGAUGGAUGGGUCAGAAAGGCAGUUGGAUAGAUUCUUCCCACAUUUCACCCUCCUUGCCCAAUUUGGAUUUCAGGUUCUGUGGUAACACAGCUACCUGGUGGUUCCUAAAACGUGGGUCUGCGCCCCUCGGCAUGCUUGGAGUAUACCCCCACUCGUCUUCAUGUUAUGUUAUGUGCCCUUAAAGCCCCCAUUGUUAAGCUCUGAUCCUGGAGAAGUUGAGUUGCUGGUUGGGGCGGCUGCCCAGGGCUGACCUCUGGGGACCUAGCACUGAGAUUGGGAAAGCCAAGCAAAGAAUUCCAAUUAUUUCUUGGAGGCCGUCAGCUGGCUUAGGAAAUGGUGUUAAUGAUGAUGAUGAUGAUGAUGAUGGUGAUGAUGAUGAGAUUCCAUGUACCCCAUUAGCUCCAGGAAAUUAACUUGCCCUGGGCAGAAUUCCUACGAAAUUAUGUGGGUCUUUAGGCCAUCCCACCUCCACCCUCACCCCAGCUUCCCUCCUGCUCUGCUCUUCAUCCACAGAAUUAUUUUACUCAAAGUGAAAAAUAUAAUACACAUUUAUACACAUUAUUGGGCGCUCCCCCAGCUCAUGGAUUAUUUAGCAGGUAUUACUUAGCAAAUCCAAGCUUUAAUCCUGUACUGCAUUAUUACAAGUCUGACCAGAAAAAAAUAGUUUUUUCAUAUGUAGCAGAAGUAACUCAUGAUCUGCAUAAUCUAGUUCUAGACAAAUCUCACAAUUUGUACAACUGAAUCAUAGAAUCACUGUAUAGGCAUGAGGGGGGCUCACAAGAUGGUGGGUUACUCCAACAAGGAGACUCAGCGGCUGUUCGAGGAUGAAUAAAAUGUCUCCUUGACGGUGA
This is a messenger RNA of Suncus etruscus (white-toothed pygmy shrew), 1974 nucleotides long. RefSeq names its product regulator of G protein signaling 5 (gene RGS5). Lineage: Eukaryota; Metazoa; Chordata; Mammalia; Eulipotyphla; Soricidae. The transcript is spliced from 5 exons. The record is from RefSeq and is a predicted model, not a curated record. Bases 78 to 623 code for a protein of 181 amino acids.